AUGGGAGCUGAAUCAAUUAAUAAUUCAACUGAUUCGGAUGAGCUUAUCGAUCCUGAGGUAUCUCUCUACGGUAGUCUGCUUGGUGAGGACCAAGGGAAUUCGGAUGAUACGGAAAAGGUCCGAGCUUUGGGCCAGAAUACGGUUACUACGACGACAACCUUGCCAUCGCUGUCGGCUGAUGCUGCAUUCUCGAAAGCCUCUAUUCCUCCAUCCGCCGCUGUCCCUCUGAUGUCUAUUCCUACAGCGGCUUUAUCCUUCCAUCACUCGUUAGAACGCGACAACCGUGCUUUAGAUUUUAUUUUACCUUCUCGUGUGCAUCAAAUGCCUCUUCUAGGCGCCCCCCAGAGCUCCUCUUUGUCGGCGAAGCAUCGUCAUUCAGAUCCUCCACUGUCACGAGGAUUCGCUUAUGAGUCAAAAAUGUUCAAUCCUAUCUCUUCAGCUCCAGUCCUGCCACCACAGCUGCCUCGGUCGUCGCUUACCUCUGCACUUCCUCAAUCACCCGCAAAGCCAUUGAAUGUGCACGAUAACUUUCUGCGUCAGUACCAGUUUCUCAAUUGGCAGCUCCUUUAUCAACCAUUUCAGCAAUCGCCGCAGCAACAGCAACAGAACCAAUUACACCAUCAGCAGCAGUCUUUUAUGCCGCCUUCCAUGGUCUAUGAGGGCGGUGUUUAUAAUCACCACAACUACAAACAGGGAAUUCUUCAGGGUCCUAACUUCUUCCAGCCGUCAUCGAGUUAG
Hydatigera taeniaeformis is the source of this 738-nucleotide messenger RNA. Lineage: Eukaryota; Metazoa; Platyhelminthes; Cestoda; Cyclophyllidea; Taeniidae. The record is from the annotation of a GenBank genome assembly.